CCUAAAACUUGACGCCCCGUCAUUAGUCAUUGCCUUUGUUUUCUUCCUUGUUCUAAACGUUGCCGUUGUCUCUCUCUUUCUUUCCUGAUUUUCGCUCUCUCAAAUUUUACGGUUUGCAAACUAGGCAGUCCAUCGCUCGUGAGAAAUUCUGACUUCUUUAAACAUUACCAGUCAUUUAAAGGAAGAAUCCUACCGACUGUAGCUUUUUUAAUGAAGAACCCGAACCAAUGGUUCAGCUCGUACAAGUUGCUCUUUCUUAAAUGGAUGAUUUUGCAGGAUAAUUUUAAGAUACCCCAUACUGGUUAGUGGAAAUAUUCUACAUUUUUUAUGGCAAAAUGGGGGUGGGUUGUAAAUGUUAGUAUUUUGUAGGCCACAGAUUAUUUCUUACCACUGGUUGAGUUUCCUUUUAGGAAUCUGCUUUCUGCUUCAGCUAAGGAUAAAAAAAGUAACUUUUCAACUCUAAUGGCUGCUAUGAAUUCAAUAGACAUUAGUUCUUCUAAUAGUGAGCUGGAGAUAGAAGAUGUCGGAAACAAAAAUACCUCAUCUUUAAGGGUUCUUCCAGAAUGGGCAGUUACACAUGGCACAAAUUCAAGGAGUACUGGGUAUGCUAGGCAGUCUCAAAAGAUUCCUUCUCCCAAUCAAGCACGGUUUUCUAAUUUAAACUCUUCAAAUGUAAAUAACCAUUCAUGGCUAAAAGUUCUGACAAAUGACCCCAGUGACAAAGUUAAAGCCUCAACUCAACUUAUUGCCCUAGAUGAUGGUCCUGAAUAUUUUACCGGGAAUGGGAAUAUUGGUCAGCCUCGGACUGCUAAUCCAGGAAUUGCUAAAGGUUCUGGCUCUGAUUUUGAGAAACUGACAUCUCAGAAGGCUCUAAAGAGGAUUCUUCCUCCAUCUCUUCAACUCUCUGGACCAAGUAGUAAAUCGGACAAUUUAGUGGAGAAUGUAAGCAGCAAUCAGAUUCUUGAUGCUCACGGAAGCUCUAACCAUUUGGCUGGCCCUAGUUUUUCCAAUAGUCAGGGCUAUAUGAGAGAUCAUUAUAGCAGGGGCAAUAAUGCUGAAGUUAUGUACAGAAACACUAGUAGGAUCCUUCCUCCAUCUUUGAUGCUUGGAAAGUCUGUUAAUUAUACACAGUUUGCCGGUUCUAAUGAUCCUCUAUAUCGUGCUGGAGUAAGCGAAGAAAGAGUUCCUGUAAAUGAUGAGAGAAUGAUUUAUCAAGCAGCACUGGAGGACCUCAACCAACCAAAAGUUGAAGCUACUCUACCUGAUGGUCUUUUGUCUGUUCCUCUUCUCAGACAUCAGAAGAUUGCAUUACAUUGGAUGCUUCAUAGAGAAACAAGAAGUGGAUAUUGUUUGGGUGGAAUAUUAGCUGAUGAUCAGGGCCUGGGUAAAACAAUCUCAAUGAUUGCUCUUAUACAAAUGCAGAAGUUUUUAGAGUCCAAAUUAAAAUCAGAAGAUCUAGCAAAACACAAAACUGUAGCACUGAAUUUGGAUGAUGAUGAUCAUAGUGGUACUGGUGGGUCAGACAAAGUAAAGCAGAAUGGAGAAUCUGAUGAUACCAAGUCAAUUCUGGAAGUGAGUACUUCUACUGGGGCAUUCAGCAGACAGAGGCUACCAGCAGGUACAUUGGUUGUGUGUCCAGCAAGUGUUCUUCGACAGUGGGCCAGGGAGCUGGAUGAUAAAGUUGCAGAAGAAUCGAAACUUUCAGUCCUCAUCUAUCAUGGAGGCAGCAGAACCAAGGAUCCUUCUGAACUUGCCAAGUAUGAUGUGGUUCUUACAACAUAUUCAAUUGUCACCAAUGAAGUUCCUAAGCAAGCUAUAGUUGAUGAUGAUGAGAGUUAUGAAAAAAGUGGGGAAAAAUAUGGAUUAUCUUCUGAAUUUUCAAUUAACAAGAAGAGGAAGAAAACAUCUAAUGUUGGUAAGAAGGGUAAAAAGGGUUCUGUUAUUGAUUCUAGCGCUGGUGCACUUGCUAGAGUAAAUUGGUUUAGGGUGAUACUGGAUGAAGCUCAAACAAUAAAAAAUCAUCGAACACAAGUUGCUAGAGCCUGCUGCAGUCUUCGGGCCAAGCGGAGGUGGUGCCUAUCUGGAACACCUAUGCAAAAUGCUAUUGAUGAUUUAUAUAGCUACUUCAGGUUCCUGAAACAUGAACCAUAUUUUCUAUAUAAAGCAUUUUGCAAUGGGAUAAAAGUUCCAAUAGCUAGAGAUUAUGUAAAAGGUUACAAGAAGCUGCAAGCUGUUUUGAAGACAGUAAUGCUGCGCCGUACAAAAGCAACAUUGGUCAAUGGGGAGCCAAUAAUUAAGUUGCCGCCAAAGUCAAUUCAGAUGUCUAAAGUAGACUUCACAGCCGAAGAGCGGGCUUUCUAUAUCCAGCUAGAAGCUGACUCACGUUCUCAAUUUAAGGCAUAUGCAGCUGCUGGCACUGUGAACCAAAAUUAUGCAAAUAUUCUUUUGAUGCUUUUGCGCCUACGCCAGGCUUGUGAUCAUCCUCUUCUUGUCAAAGGAUUUAACUCUGAUUCCUUUCGAAACUCUGACUCUCUUGGACAAGUUUCUGUAGAAAUGGCAAAGAGACUUCCUAGAGAAAUGCUGAUUAAUCUACUGAACUGCUUGGAAACUUCCUUUGCCAUCUGUCUUGUAUGCAAUGAUCCACCUGAUGACGCUGUUGUUACCAUGUGUGGUCAUGUUUUCUGCUAUCAGUGUGUGUCAGAAUAUCUGACAGGGGAUGAUAAUAUGUGCCCUUCACCUGCAUGUAAAGAACAACUUGGUGCUGAUGUAGUUUUCUCUAAAGCUACUUUUAGGAGCUGUAUUACCGAGGAUCUUAAUGGUAGUCCCAUGCAUCCUCAGUUGUUUGAAAAGUCAGUGAUUUUACAGGAUGAGUACAGUUCAUCAAAAAUCAAGAAUGUCAUUGAAAUUCUUCAGUCAAGAUGUUUAUUGAAGAAUUCAAGUUCUGAAUUACAAAGUUCUAUUGGAUGCAGUGAAACUUCUUCAUCUUCCGAGCACACAACAGAUUAUUCAAGCUCACUAGCCGAUGGACCAAUAAAAGCAAUUGUUUUCUCACAGUGGACUAGUAUGUUGGACUUGGUUGCGCAAUCACUACGUAAUCAUAGUAUAAACUUUAGGAGGCUUGAUGGGACAAUGUCUUUAGCUGCACGAGACAGGAGUGUCAAAGAUUUCAAUACUGACCCAGAGGUUACUGUGAUGCUGAUGUCAUUAAAAGCAGGAAACCUUGGUUUGAAUAUGGUUGCUGCGUCUCAUGUUAUCCUCCUGGAUCUUUGGUGGAAUCCAACUACUGAAGACCAGGCUAUUGAUCGAACACAUAGAAUUGGACAGACUCGUCCUGUUACUGUAUCUCGGAUCACCGUUAAAAACACGGUAGAAGAUAGAAUAUUAUCUCUUCAGGAAGAAAAAAGAAAAAUGGUUGCUUCUGCUUUUGGUGAAGAUCAAAGUGGGUGCUCAGCAGCUCGAUUAACUGUUGAAGAUCUCAGAUAUCUAUUUAUGGGAGAUUAGCCAUCUCAUUUUGUCGUAUUCUUCUGCCUUAUAUUUUCCUACUUGAAGUUUCCAUCAAGAAACUUUGAGAUUUGAAAAUUUUUCAUCACAACAGGGAAUUGCACACAUCUAGUUCCUGCUAAAUGUUGUCCCUUAUGUUUUAUAAAUUAAGAUGGCGACUUAUGUGAGAUUUUUGAAGUCCAGAGGCCUUUAUUGGUUACCAUCAGGUGCAGAAAUAGGAAGGUAAGGCUGCCUGUAAAUAUUCUAAUUAUUUUGUAACUUAUGGUUUUUGUAGUUAACCUCCUUUCUUCUUAACGUAAUACAUGAAUCUUAUUUCCGAAUUACUGUGUUUGUCUCUAAGCUUUCCCUGUUUCACCUUAAAUUCCCCUCUCCUCACUGAAGAAAGGUCGAAAAUGGAAAGCAAAGAAGCUGCAGUAUGGACUCAAUCUACAUUUUCCGCUAACAACCCUUUUCCGUUUGCGGUUUGUCGAUUAAAGGGUAUGCUAUAGUCAGUAUAGGUUGAUUGGGAAGAGAAAAUGCGGGCCUUGUAAUUGGUGUAUUUGUAUGUUGUUUGUAUUGAAUUAAAU
Molecule: messenger RNA, 4067 nt
Organism: Durio zibethinus
Lineage: Eukaryota; Viridiplantae; Streptophyta; Magnoliopsida; Malvales; Malvaceae
Source: RefSeq, a predicted model, not a curated record